CCUGAAUCUUUCAUCAUUUCCAAGCAUCCAACGCUCACUCACCAUCCAUCAUUUUGUUGCUUAAUAGCCACCUUUUCUAAGCAAAGCCUCGCCUGACACGUGCUUUGGCACACACUUCUCUAUCAUCAUGGCAAAGAGAGGUCGACCGAUGCUGAAUCUCAGCCCAGAGGAGAGAGUCGCUCGCAGGCGCGCUCAACUUGCCGACUCGCAACGGAAACUGAGAGCCAACAAGCGACAAGGCGAAUCCAAAGCCAACGGAUACCGUAGGCAAUCCAGCCGAAGUUCUUCAGACACGUCAUCACCCCCAGCGCACCGGCUCGAGCGCUCUCCCUUGGGUGGCCGCGAUGCUGCGAUGGCACGACAAUCCAAGGGCUCGGACAGUCCUCCCUACAUCGCUCGUCAUGUAUGGGGGGUGACAAGAUUCGGGGACAAGGCUACAGACAUUACUCGCCCUUUCUGUGGCCAAUCCUCAGACAUAGCUGUACCCGUCGCAGCUAUGUCAAUUCCUUCGUCGUCACGAUAGAUCACCCGUCCGAAUUCCUUCCAUGCAUUGAAGGAAUGUAUCUGAAUGGGGUGUCCCAUGGGAUGGCUGGUCAUGAUGCAUCGACGGAACUCUUUUCGUUAUCCGAUGAUCUCACCCUCAAUAUCCAAGCCUACGGUAACGAUAUUUCCGAUGUAUCGACCGGGUUCCUUUCGUCCGUCGGCGAUGUGGCCACCAACGACCAAUCCUACUGCACGAGCAUCUAUGAAGGCUUUGCUGGCGAAUUCUUUGAUCAUUGUCAGAUCGAUCCGUCAUUAGAGUUCUCG
This is a messenger RNA of Ilyonectria robusta, 807 nucleotides long. RefSeq lists its product as uncharacterized. The transcript has 2 exons. Bases 128 to 523 code for a protein of 131 amino acids. The record is from RefSeq and is a predicted model, not a curated record. NCBI's taxonomy places the organism in Eukaryota, Fungi, Ascomycota, Sordariomycetes, Hypocreales, Nectriaceae.